This is a messenger RNA of Epithele typhae, 1416 nucleotides long. RefSeq lists its product as uncharacterized. The coding region runs from base 1 to 1416 and encodes 471 amino acids. The transcript is spliced from 7 exons. The record is from RefSeq and is a predicted model, not a curated record. Lineage: Eukaryota; Fungi; Basidiomycota; Agaricomycetes; Polyporales; Epitheliaceae.
AUGGGCAAGAAGCAGACUAUGCCGCCCGGCGCGAAGAAGACUAAGAAUUCUGGACCUUACAAUCUGCCAGCGACCCGGAAGAAGAGCGGAACGAUCGAUUCUCUCUUGGCCAUGAAGUAUCGUCUGGGUAUAAUGAAAGCUUCACUUGCGUUCUACAACACUGCAGAGCUUCCACCUGUCUCUACAUCUUCCGUGGUUCAUACGGACGAAGGGGUGCACAACGGAGACUGCGGAAGCGCUUCGGACGGGGGGGCGUCAACCACGGAAAUCCUGCCGGCGACCGUCCCCGCCGAUACCACGUCAUCCGAUGCCCGAUCGAUUAUUCCUGCUGCCGAUGGGACCGCGACGCAUUCUUCCGAACAUUCCUUAGACCCCGACCUCUCCGCGUCACAGGAAGAACAUCAUCCUACCCCGGCCUCCGCUGCGCAAGAGCCUAACGAGACAGCACAGGAACCCGCUGUCGUCGUAGACGGAAACGUCAAGCAAGAUCUGAUGCGCCUUCUCGCAGAGUCCUGCGACGUCUUCAACAACAGUAAGGGGAUCCGAGCCGGUCUGGCUGAUGAGAUCAACGACUGCCUCGCGAAGCUCACCGACACUCAAACCCUGGUUUCGUAUCUCCUCGCUGAUCCACCGCCGCACUCAGACUCUCUGGACCCCAUGGACCGCGUUGACGAAGUGAUGAAUCGUGUGCCGCCGUUCGUCUGGUAUCUCGUCGACCACAUCACCGCAGCCUCUCCCGAGUGCAAGAUCGACGGCAUUACCCAGAUCCUAUACUCGUACGUUCUCACUCCGGAGGACCUGUGCUGGGUUCAGGUUCAGGCUACGAUCUCCAGGCUCGAGGUGGUCAAACGGUGUGGGCGUGGAAAGCGCUCGAAACGGGGCGUAACAGGUGGCACCACUGAAGAUCCUCCGUCGCUGGAAGAGCGGGUUGUCGAUCCGGAAGGCGCGGAGGUCGUUCCGCCAGCGGCCUCCACUUCCGAAGACACCAUUUCAGCCCGUCCGAAGCAUAAGUAUGCGUCUGGUCACGUUUCUUGCUUUGUUCCAGAUGUCUUGGUGUCCGCGGUUGAUGGCAGAGGCCGCCGAAUCAGUGUUCUUCUGAUUGUUGAGAACAAGCGUAUCGACAACCCCCUCCCCCAGAUCAUGGACUACGCCAAAGAGUUGCCCGGCGAGCCCGACACUGUAUUCAUUGGCGUCAAGAUCAGGGACGAAGGUGAAGGCCUCCAGGCCAUAUUUCUGCGUUGCGAGCGCAACAACCAUGGAGAUUUGGAAAUGGUUGUAAUCCGCGAAGAUGGCAAGACGGGGGAUUUUCCUGAGAUGGUCAAGGAUGCCUACGUCCGUGUCCACAGCCGUUUCUUCGUUCAGACGCUCUUGAACGUUCUCGAUCGUCACCGCGGUCAUAUGCAGACCCACAACUGA